AUGAGAUCACAUAAAAAAACUUUAAUACUGAACGGGAAUAUAUCAUACCAGUGUAAAUUUAAAGGAAAAACAUAUAUUGUAAGCCAAACAUGUCCAUUUGACUCCGUCGUAGACGCCAUUGCUGUCUCCUACACGGACAAUGUAAACUACAAAACCUACAUCGACAAUACCAAAAAUAAGUUUUUGCAAUUUGCUAAAAAUCUAGCGUUGUAUGGAGGUACAAAAUCAUUGUACGAAGAAAGAGUACUACUAAUGUUGUUUUUUGAUAAAUUAGAAGUGUAUUCUAAUGUGUUCACAAUAAACGCAGAAUGUAAUAUUACCAAAAUUAUACAAUGUUAUUUGAAGAAUGACCCGAGUGCAACUCAAAAUAUUGACUGUCAUAAAUGUGGAAAAACAACACUCAAUUCACCUACAGUUAUUCUUCCAAUAACACAGGACCUUCAAUCACUUCAAUCAUCAUUAUUAGAUUACACAAAAGGGGAAAAAAUUAUGUGUAGAAAAUGCGAAGGAUUUAAACAUUCCGUUAGAAUAUUAGGUCCACAUUUAUUUAUAGAGACUGACAUUAACAAUAUUCAAAUUAAAUUGGAUGAAAUCCCAACAUUAUUGUGUGAAAAGUAA
This is a messenger RNA of Macrosiphum euphorbiae (potato aphid), 618 nucleotides long. The record is from the annotation of a GenBank genome assembly. NCBI's taxonomy places the organism in Eukaryota, Metazoa, Arthropoda, Insecta, Hemiptera, Aphididae.